AAAUCGAUAUCUCAAAGCUUAGAAUCUGUAGAUUGAAUGCUGUAGCUGCCAUAGCUUUGAGAAAGAGGCAUGGUCUCUCUACAUAUCUAUCCAUUACCUUCCCUCCAAAACCCCAAUUCCAACCAAACCCACUUCUCUAUACCCACUAAAAGCCCUGCUUUCACAAUCCUCAGUCUCCACCACCCAGCUUCAAGUGCACCUUUUUCUGCUCACACCCGCUUCACCCCUCUUUUCAAAGCUCCUAACUUUCAAGGGUUUAAGAUCUCAAAUUGCAGAACCCACCGCCGUAUUGUUGGUUGCAAUGCUUAUAAAGACUCUGGCGAGGAAAUCGAGGCGCAUUUGGGCGGUGGGGGGGUUGACGGUGGUGGAGGAGGAGGUGGUGGUGAAGAUGGGGAUGAUGAACAGGUGGAGAAGAAAGGUGGGCCUUUGCCAGAAUGGAUCAAUUUCACUUCCGAUGACGCAAAGACGGUCUUCGCGGCCAUAGCAAUAUCGCUUGCGUUCAGGUCAUUUGUGGCCGAGCCCAGAUACAUUCCUUCUUUGUCGAUGUAUCCUACGUUCGAUGUUGGAGAUCGAAUUGUUGCAGAAAAGGUCUCAUACUAUUUCAGGAAGCCGUGUGCAAACGAUAUUGUGAUCUUCAAAAGUCCCCCUGUUCUUCAAGAAGUAGGAUAUACAGAUGAUGAUGUCUUCAUUAAACGAGUUGUUGCGAAGGAAGGUGAUAUUGUAGAGGUUCGUAAAGGGAAGCUCAUUGUUAAUGGGGUUGAGAGAGAUGAAAAGUUCGUCCUUGAACCACCUUCUUAUGACAUGACACCCAUUCGUGUACCAGAAAAGUCAGUAUUUGUGAUGGGUGACAACCGCAAUAAUAGCUAUGAUUCACACGUUUGGGGUUCUCUGCCGGCCAAGAAUAUAAUAGGUAGAUCCCUGUUUCGGUAUUGGCCUCCAAACAGAAUAGGCGGCACUGUUCUCGAGACUGGCUGUGCUGUUGACAACCAGGAGAGCAGUCCAGCAACUCAGUGAAAUAAAUACAAACCCCAUCCUCACCAAAGGGAAGGUUCCUCAUUAACUUAACAUAUUUUUUGGAUUGUAGUUUACCAUCUUAUUUCUGUUUUAUCUGUAAUAUCUUUGGUUUCAACUGGACGAUGCCAUUUUUAUUUAAAAGGGCAAAUUUUUUUGGAAUGCCCUGCUUGAUAUUCAUUGAUGUUAAUCACAAGUGAAUCUUAAAACAUAUUGAUCUUUCUUGUUUAAUUUAAACGCUUGGCCAUCUGUUUCUCAUGGCCGGCUACUUAAUAGAAACAAAAAAAAUAUAAUGUAGUAAGCGUUUGGUUUU
This is a messenger RNA of Ziziphus jujuba (common jujube), 1324 nucleotides long. RefSeq names its product chloroplast processing peptidase. The transcript has 5 exons. The coding region runs from base 70 to 1014 and encodes 314 amino acids. The record is from RefSeq and is a predicted model, not a curated record. Lineage: Eukaryota; Viridiplantae; Streptophyta; Magnoliopsida; Rosales; Rhamnaceae. Gene Ontology annotation, molecular function: serine-type endopeptidase activity. Gene Ontology annotation, biological process: thylakoid membrane organization. Gene Ontology annotation, cellular component: chloroplast thylakoid membrane.